GCCCAUAAUGCAUUGCGAUGGCGGGUAGGCGUGUGUGGGGCGGAGCCAGUGCCGGAAGUAGAACGGUGGUGGCGGCCGUGGCUCUGGCAGCUCGGGACUGAGUGCAAGUAACAUAGAAUCACCAUGAUUCUUCAGAGGCUCUUCAGGUUCUCCUCUGAUGUUCGGUCAGCAGUCUCAGUCCAUUUGCAGAGGAACAUUGGUGUUACAGCAGUGGCAUUUAAUAAGGAACUUGAUCCUGUACAAAAGCUCUUUGUGGACAAGAUUAGAGAAUACAAGUCUAAGCGACAGGCAUCUGCUGGACCUGUUGAUACUGGCCCAGAGUAUCAGCAAGACCUGGAGAGGGAGCUGUUUAAGCUUAAGCAACUGCAUGGAAAUGCAGACAUGAAUACGUUUCCUAACUUCACAUUUGAAGAUCCCAAAUUGGAAGUCAUUGAAAAGCCCCAGUCCUGAAGAAAUAAAGUUAAUCUGGUAAUUUGUCAUGUAUUAGUUGUAAAAGUAAUCAGAAGUAUCAAAAUAAAUGGACAUUUCACAACUGUCAAAUGUUCUUUUAAUUCUGAUUCUAAAUAAAUUAUUUGGUGAUGUUGAA
Cynocephalus volans (Philippine flying lemur) is the source of this 586-nucleotide messenger RNA. It is a transcript of the gene ATP5PF, whose product is annotated as ATP synthase peripheral stalk subunit F6. The record is from RefSeq and is a predicted model, not a curated record. Gene Ontology annotation, biological process: proton motive force-driven ATP synthesis. The coding region runs from base 124 to 450 and encodes 108 amino acids. Gene Ontology annotation, molecular function: proton transmembrane transporter activity. NCBI's taxonomy places the organism in Eukaryota, Metazoa, Chordata, Mammalia, Dermoptera, Cynocephalidae. The transcript has 4 exons.